AUAACAAAGUUCGUCUCCAAAUAUGCCAUUGCGACACGACCUGAUAAGAUGUCCCACCAGAUGUACCAUUAUUAUCUCGACGCAGAUUUUAACAAACAAUGGCGUUAGAAUUUGCGAGGACCUUAUUCUUAAGUCUCUGUUUCUUUGUGCCUGCCGCUGAUUCAAAUGAUUGCGACGAUGGCAACUUUUGCCUGAAUAGCGGGACAUGUUCCUACGAUCAACACGGACAUGGAAAGUGUCAGUGUCCCACAUGGUACACCGGAAAACAUUGUGAACAUGGAGAGCCUUGUAAACACAUUGUUUGUCAACAUGGCGGAACAUGCAACGAACGAGACGGAAGGUGUCAGUGUCAAGCGGGAUUCGUUGGCGAUCUCUGUGAAGUUGUCGACUCCUGUGACGACCAUAUUAUCUGCUAUAAUGGCGGCUCAUGUUACUUCAACAACAGUGUCAAUGUAGCAGCGUGUCGAUGUCCAGUAGACUUCACGGGAUAUCGUUGUGAACGUCAGAUCUCAACGACGACCACGACAAGCCAUGUAACAAAUCCACCGUCGACAGCUACUGCAAGCAACCAUCCUCAAACAUCAGUGUCGACAACUAGAAACCCCGCAUGCGCCAAAUACGAUCCUGGCAGUCGUGCAUGUAUAGACAACUCUGCCUGCGGUUUGCUUCACGUCAAGGAAGUUAUCUGUCCGGACCCGAACGAGGCGCACUACUGUCCAAUCACGUGCGGUUGUUGUUUGCCCGCUUCUCAUACUGCAGCAGUAGUUGGAUAAACCAGAACUGGAGCCGUUCGACUGUUGUCAAUAUUUGUUCGCGUAAUCAUGCGUCCGAUGUCAUUGUAUCACGGCUUUAUGAAAAAAUGAAACAAAGAAACGUU
Molecule: messenger RNA, 877 nt
Organism: Dreissena polymorpha
Lineage: Eukaryota; Metazoa; Mollusca; Bivalvia; Myida; Dreissenidae
Product: notch homolog 2 N-terminal-like protein B
Exons: 7
Coding region: 99-773 (224 amino acids)
Biological process (GO): heterophilic cell-cell adhesion; establishment or maintenance of epithelial cell apical/basal polarity
Cellular component (GO): protein-containing complex; plasma membrane
Source: RefSeq, a predicted model, not a curated record